Molecule: messenger RNA, 3192 nt
Organism: Grammomys surdaster
Lineage: Eukaryota; Metazoa; Chordata; Mammalia; Rodentia; Muridae
Gene: Sez6
Product: seizure related 6 homolog
Exons: 17
Coding region: 181-3159 (992 amino acids)
Biological process (GO): synapse maturation; regulation of dendrite development
Cellular component (GO): endoplasmic reticulum; neuronal cell body; dendritic spine
Source: RefSeq, a predicted model, not a curated record
GGGCGCCGACGCCAGGCGCUGGCCGUGGUGCUGAUUCUGUCAGGCGCUGGCGGCGGCGGCGGCGGCGGCGGCCCCGCUGCUCUCCCCGGGACCCGCUCUGUGCCCCCCGCGCCCACGCCUCUCCCAGUCCCUAAUCCCCCUACCGCGGCCCCGACCCGGGGCGCGGCCACAAGCAGCACCAUGCGCCCAGCAGCCCUGCUGCUCCUGCCCUCGCUGCUGGCGCUCCUGGCUCACGGACUCUCCUCAGAGGCUCCAGUCACGGGGGAAGGUCAAGCCACGGGCAUCAGGGAGAUGGAUGGGGAGGAGACCGCAGCCCCUACACCUGAGCAGUCAGACCGAGGCGUCCACUUCGUCACCACAGCCCCUACCCUCAAGCUGCUCAACCACCACCCACUUCUGGAGGAAUUUCUUCAAGAGGGGCUAGAAAGGAACGAGGAAGCGCCGAGGCCAGCACUGCCCUUCCAACCAGACUCACCUACACCCUUUACUCCAAGCCCCCUUCCCCGCCUCGCCAACCAGGACAACCGUCCCGUCUUUACCAGUCCGACUCCAGCCCUGGCUGCGGCACCAACCCAGCCCCACUCCAGGGAGAAACCUUGGAACCUAGAGUCCGAGCCCCCUGAGGUUUAUAUCACAUCUCCCCUUCCUCCAGGGCCAAGUAUGGCAGUGCCCACGCUGCACCCAGAGGACAGACCCAGUACUACACCCCCCAGCCAAGCAUGGACUCCAACCCAGGAGGGUCCUGGAGACAUGGGCAGACCUUGGGUUUCAGAGGUCAUGUCUAAGACCAUAGGGCUUGGUAUCGAGGGGACCAUUGCCACCUCCACAGCUUCAGGGGAUGACGAAGAGACCACCACCACCAUCACUACCACUACCGUCACCACAGUUCAGCCAUCAGGCCCCUGUAGCUGGAAUUUCUCAGGCCCAGAGGGCUCUCUGGAUUCCCCCACGGCCCCCAGCUCACCCUCUGAUGUUGGCCUGGACUGUUUCUACUAUAUCUCUGUCUACCCUGGAUAUGGAGUAGAGAUCAAGGUGGAGAACAUCAGCCUUCAGGAAGGGGAGACCAUAACCGUGGAGGGCCUGGGGGGACCCGAUCCACUGCCCUUGGCUAACCAGUCUUUCCUGCUGAGGGGCCAAGUCAUCCGCAGCCCCACCCACCAAGCAGCCCUGAGGUUCCAAAGCCUUCCACUACCCGCUGGGCCUGGCUCUUUCCAUUUCCACUACCAAGCCUAUCUCCUAAGCUGCCACUUUCCCCAACGUCCAGCUUAUGGAGAUGUGACUGUCACCAGUCUCCACCCAGGAGGCAGUGCCCGCUUCCACUGUGCCACUGGCUACCAGCUGAAGGGUGCCAGAUUCCUCACCUGUCUCAAUGCCACCCAGCCCUUUUGGGAUUCCCAAGAGCCUGUCUGCAUUGCUGCUUGUGGCGGAGUGAUCCGGAACGCCACCACUGGCCGCAUUGUCUCUCCUGGCUUCCCCGGGAACUACAGCAACAACCUCACCUGCCACUGGUUGCUAGAGGCUCCUGAGAGCCAGCGGCUGCACCUGCACUUUGAAAAGGUCUCCCUGGCAGAAGAUGACGACAGGCUCAUUAUCCGCAAUGGAGAUAAUGUGGAGGCCCCGCCAGUGUACGAUUCCUAUGAGGUGGAAUACCUGCCCAUUGAGGGCCUGCUCAGCUCUGGCAGACACUUCUUCGUGGAGUUCACCACUGACAGCAGUGGGGCAGCUGCAGGCAUGGCCCUGCGCUACGAGGCCUUCCAGCAAGGACAUUGCUAUGAGCCCUUUGUCAAAUACGGUAACUUCAGCAGCAGUGCACCGUCCUAUCCUGUGGGUACCACUGUGGAGUUCAGCUGUGACCCUGGCUACACCCUGGAGCAGGGCUCCAUCAUCAUUGAAUGUGUCGACCUCCACGACCCCCAGUGGAAUGAGACAGAGCCAGCCUGCCGAGCCGUGUGCAGCGGGGAGAUCACAGACUCUGCAGGCGUGGUGCUCUCUCCAAACUGGCCGGAGCCUUAUGGCCGAGGGCAGGACUGCAUCUGGGGUGUGCAUGUGGAGGAAGACAAGCGCAUCAUGCUGGACAUCCGAGUGCUGCGCAUAGGCUCUGGGGAUGUACUGACCUUCUACGAUGGGGAUGACCUGACAGCCCGGGUCCUGGGCCAAUACUCAGGGCCCCGUGGCCACUUCAAGCUCUUUACCUCCAUGGCCGAUGUCACCAUCCAGUUCCAGUCAGACCCUGGGACCUCGGCGCUGGGCUACCAGCAAGGAUUUGUCAUCCACUUCUUUGAGGUGCCCCGCAAUGACACAUGUCCAGAGCUACCUGAGAUCCCCAAUGGCUGGAAGAACCCAUCACAGCCUGAACUGGUGCAUGGCACAGUGGUCACCUAUCAGUGCUACCCUGGUUACCAGGUGGUGGGAUCCAGUAUUCUCAUGUGCCAGUGGGACCUAAGCUGGAGCGAGGACCUGCCUUCAUGCCAGAGAGUGACAUCCUGCCAUGACCCAGGGGAUGUGGAGCACAGCCGACGCCUCAUAUCCAGUCCCAAGUUUCCUGUGGGAGCAACUGUGCAGUAUAUCUGUGACCAGGGUUUUGUGCUGACGGGUAGUGCUAUCCUCACCUGCCAUGAUCGUCAAGCGGGCAAUCCCAAGUGGAGUGACAGGGCCCCCAAGUGUCUCUUGGAACAGUUUAAGCCAUGCCAUGGCCUCGGUGCCCCUGAGAAUGGUGCCCGCAGCCCUGAGAAGCGGCUCCACCCAGCAGGGGCCACCAUCCACUUCUCCUGUGCUCCUGGUUAUGUGCUGAAGGGCCAGGCCAGCAUCAAAUGCGUGCCUGGACACCCCUCACAUUGGAGUGACCCCCCACCUAUCUGUAGAGCUGCCUCUCUGGAUGGGUUCUACAACGGCCGUAGCCUGGAUGUUGCCAAGGCACCUGCCACCUCCAGUGCCCUGGAUGCUGCCCACAUGGCAGCUGCCAUCUUCCUACCAUUGGUGGCCAUGGUGUUGCUGGUGGGAGGAGUGUACCUCUAUUUCUCCAGACUCCAGGGGAAAAGUUCUCUGCAACUUCCCCGAACUCAUCCUCGCCCCUAUAACCGCAUCACGGUAGAGUCAGCAUUUGACAAUCCAACUUAUGAGACUGGAUCUCUUUCCUUUGCAGGAGACGAGAGAAUAUGAAGUUUCCAUCUAGGUGGGAGCAGCCUGGGGUAG